GUGUCCGCUGCGGGCUGCCGUACAAUCCGAGAGGUUUCGCGUGACGCAGGGGCGCUGAACGGACAGCAGAAUCUCAUACAGGCAAGAUGGCGACAUCGGAGCCGCGAGGAACUGAAAGUGAAGAAGCUUCAAAUGAUAGUCCGACACCGGCUGUUGCAAGUCCUGAACAGUACAUUAAGCACCCUUUGCAAAACAGAUGGGCUCUUUGGUAUUUCAAAAAUGACAAGAGCAAAAGCUGGACAGAAAACCUGCGACUGAUCUCCAAGUUUGACACAGUGGAAGACUUCUGGGCAUUAUACAACCAUAUACAACAACCCAGUAAACUUGGAUUUGGAUGUGAUUACUGCCUAUUUAAGGAUGGCAUUAAGCCCAUGUGGGAAGAUGACAGGAAUAAACUUGGAGGAAGAUGGUUAAUGACCCUCAGUAAACAGCAGCGACACAAUGACCUUGACCGCUACUGGAUGGAGACGCUGUUGUGUUUAAUUGGUGAAUCUUUUGAUGAGGCCAGCGAUGACGUAUGUGGAGCUGUGGUCAACGUUCGUCCAAAGGGGGAUAAAAUAGCCAUCUGGACAGGAAACUGUCAAAAUAGAGAAGCUAUCAUGACGAUAGGGCAACAAUACAAAGAACGCUUGAGCCUCCCUAUCAAAAUGGUUAUUGGAUACCAGUCCCAUGAUGACACCUCUAGCAAAAGUGGCUCUACGACAAAGAACAUGUACUCAGUUUGAAGAAGACUUUCAACUUGUAGGUUUAUAAAAUUACAAAUUUGCAACACAUUAAUACUUUUGAGUUGUCAACUACUGUAGUGUCCUUCCUUUUUAAGAAAAAAAAGAAAGAAAAAUGUUAAAUAUGUAAAUGUGUAGUACUCUCCAUCCUAAAUGAUCAGUGCUGAUGGUGAGGAUCAAGGAAUGUCUAAUGGUUUAGACCUGCGAGAGGGGGGACUGUCAGCUGAAGCUUUACGAAUCAAGCUAGAUGACAAUAUUUUAGGCAUCAAAAGUUAAACUAACAAAUAAAACUUCCCUAGAGGUUCUAAGGCUUAGAUUGAAGACACCUUUCUUUCCUUUAACCUUUCAUUUUUUCUCCUUCUUCUUGUUAGGUGUCUCCACACAAAAUGUUGACAACUUAAUUCACACACAUUUUUAGGGCCACAACUAUUUUAACAUGCUUUGGUUGGAGGUGUUCGGCAUGAGCAGUGAUUGCAGAGAUGCCUGCAGAUUGAAUAUCUUAAAGGUUUGUAACAGAUUAGAUUUGGUUGCUCUCCAGAUUUAGAAUUUGGAGGAGUGGCCAUUUAUUGUUUCGGCUAUGCUGAAAUUGUGAUAUCUUGCUUGUUAGACCUAUUUUCAACUUGUGUUAGCCCCACAUCUAUUUAUGAUAUGCAUUGCAGUUGAACUGAGAGGAUGACUGAAAAAUCAAGUUCUUGUUUUCAUUAAUUUUCCUUCCUCUAAUUCUUUUUUUGAAGUUGUUAGCAAUGUGGACUACUGCUUAAUAUAGAACAUUUUUUACAGUGUGUUAUACAGUAAAUUCCUAUACAUCCAUGCUUUCUAGGUGUGCUUUUCACCUUUCCCCUCCUAACAACAUUGUAUACAUUUUCUAGUUUGCACCACUUCUGUGAGUGACUUCAAAUGGAGAGAGGAUAUUCAUUGUGAAUUUAUUUUGCUCAUAAUGUAUCUAUCUGUAAUUUUCAGGAUGUAUAUUACCUUCUUUUGAGUAAAGGUUAAGUGCUUUGCAUUAACAACAGGAUGAUCUGUGCUGUUUCUUAAGUCUCAGUACACACAGUACUAAUGAAAUGACAUGAAGUUUACAUUAGUUACCUUUUGGCACUGGUAUAAUCGUCGUUUCUAACAGCUGAAUUUGCCCUUCCUCCUUUUUUUUUUUUUUUUUGUAAAGAAAGUACAAAUGUAACCGUCGCUGUUGUGAAAUUAGCCCCUGAGGUCAGUAUACCACACCCAUUAUCCUGUUUUCAGACACUUGAGUGGCUUAAAAUGAACACUUGCAGUCAUUUCCUUGCCGUGUGUCACAGGUACAAACCUGGUUGUCAGUAUGCAAAUGUCACUGUGUGAAUACAGGUAGUAGACUCAAUAAAAAUAAUCCUACAGUCUA
Molecule: messenger RNA, 2097 nt
Organism: Pygocentrus nattereri (red-bellied piranha)
Lineage: Eukaryota; Metazoa; Chordata; Actinopteri; Characiformes; Serrasalmidae
Gene: eif4e1c
Product: eukaryotic translation initiation factor 4E family member 1c
Exons: 7
Coding region: 87-725 (212 amino acids)
Biological process (GO): translational initiation
Cellular component (GO): eukaryotic translation initiation factor 4F complex; cytoplasm
Molecular function (GO): RNA 7-methylguanosine cap binding; translation initiation factor activity
Source: RefSeq, a predicted model, not a curated record